Molecule: messenger RNA, 2688 nt
Organism: Acanthaster planci (crown-of-thorns starfish)
Lineage: Eukaryota; Metazoa; Echinodermata; Asteroidea; Valvatida; Acanthasteridae
Gene: shq1
Product: SHQ1, H/ACA ribonucleoprotein assembly factor
Biological process (GO): box H/ACA snoRNP assembly
Cellular component (GO): cytoplasm; nucleoplasm
Source: RefSeq, a predicted model, not a curated record
GCCGCGAGUCGAGUAUGCACAGUCUCACUCGAGCACCCAGCAGGUGGAAGAACAGAAACAGAAUUAAGUCGGCCUACAUCAUCAGUCAGAGAUUUGGUCUUAAAAACUGAUGUAUUGAAAAAUGCUGACCCCGGCCUUUGAACUGAAUCAGGAUGCAGAUUACCUGAAGAUCCUGAUAAAGGCACGCUAUGCCAAGGUGACAGAGGUGGAGAUAUUUGUGGAUGGGAAUGACUUCAAGUUUUAUGCCAAACCUUACUUCCUCAGGCUACAGCUUCCUGGUAGAGUUGUAGAAGAUGGCAGAGAAAGAGCCAAAUAUGACGUAGACACAGGAUCGUUUGAAAUCACCCUCCCCAAGGAGACACCAGGGGAAGAUUUUCAAGGCCUUGACAUGUUGACCAUGCUACUGGCUCCAAGGGGUCAAAGGUCAGCUGAGCAGCCAAGCAUUGAGGUCGCUGGCGAGGGUGAGGAGGCAGGGGAAGCGUGCCAGGCAGUAGAAGAUGACCAGGGGGAAAUUGACUGGCAGGUUGAACAGCAGCCAUUCCAGCAAGACGAAGACUCCCUAUGCAGUGAGACAAACUAUGGGUUUGCAAAUAAGAGGAGUGGCGUCUUCCAGAGGUUGCAAGAAGAGCUUUGCGAUAUUGUUGAUGUGCCAAGGCCGGACACGGCACAGCUGAUUGAGAGAAAAGAGGCCAGACAGGCUGUGGAAAGUGAAAAGUUUGAUGGAGACCAUUAUCUGGCUGAUCUCUACCAGGAUGACUCAGUCAUCGAGGGCUUGCUGUCUCACAAACCAUCAUGGCAUCAGGAAUGGAGAACCCUACAAGCAAAGAGCAAACAAGCCACCAAUCAGAAGGAACCAGCAGACAAGGAGGAACCAAUCGUGCUUCUCACUGAAGAUGAAAAGGAGCAGAUGAGGCGGUUGCCUCGGAGACACUACCUUCUGAGUUCUGAGACGGAGAGGAGUGUGCUGCUGAGCCUAGUGGAUAUCAUCUUUGCCUAUGCCUACAACAUCAGAACAACACUUAGUGAGGACUCGGUCGAAUCGGCUUGGACAAUAUGCAAACUGAGCCCCACCCUGUCUUGGCUCGACUGGUUCACGUCGCUGGAUGAGAUGGUAACCGUCUGCUUUCGCAGGGCCCUCUGCUAUCCACUUUACCGGCACUGGGAGCUCACCAAUAAAGUCUUCCAAGAUGUCAAAAAGAUAUUCGCAUUAGGAAGGCGGCGGCUCUUGAAGUGCCUGCUUGAGGUCCAUCGUGUAUUGGCUGCAGACGAGCCGCACUACCUUCUGAAUGAGCUGUACAUCACAGACUACUGCGUGUGGGUUCAGACACUCAGCCAUAAUAAGAUAACAUCCCUUACCGAGGCCUUGAAAAAGGUGAAAAUUUCCAAGAGCCAAGUUGACUUUGGACUAGAAGAACUGGAACAAGCUGCUGAGCUGGCGAUACAGGAGGACAGUCAGGGACAAAAUGACCGGGGUGCAGUAUCUUCUGUACACCAAUAUGGCUACCCACAUAUUCUCUAUGAUGGGUUGGAAUCUGGAAGUAUCACACAAGGCACAAAAUCCCAAGCCCCAUUGAAGCAAACAGAAUGCAGAGAAGAAACCAGACAUGGCAAUGAAGCAGCCAGCACCGCUGAUCUGUGCACCAGUAACGGCAGCCAUGACUGUAGCGAACUGGGUACAUAUCAAAAAGGGGACUGCGCACCGGUGGAAGACUCCUCAGUGACUGAUGUUGCCACCAAAAUGGCCGACUUGAAAGUUUGUUGGGAUGCCGGUGAAAAGCCAUCAAAAAGUGAUGAGGAGCAAACACGUAGCUUUGUCUCAAAAGAGGACGUGUCAGUUUCAUUGGAUGUGUGGACACAGAGGCCACCUUCCAAGAAAAUUGAAAUGUAUGGUGAAGACAAUCCCACCCCUGGUUCACAGAGCCAGUCAGAUUCUACGAAGGAGGACACAGAUAGGAGGAAAGACGAAGAAAGCCGUCCGAUUGUUUCUGGCAGAAAUGAAGGUGAAACUGAGGCUAUUGAUGAUGUCACUGGCAGUGAUAGUUCCUUGUGCGGAAUGCUUGGUUGUGAUGACUCUAUGCCAGUUGUGGACAUCAGCGAAAGCUUUUUAGAUGCUGAGGUUCAGCAUUCGGAAGCAAGUACAGCUGGAAGAGAGCUAGUGGGUUGUGACAAGUCAAAGCAGAAGCAUCUGCAGUCCCAAGGGCCACUUGAUGCAGUACAGACUGCUUCCCAAUUGGAGUCAGUAACCGAGUCCUCAGGCAAUUCUGAAUCAGACUCCAGUGAAGGAUCUGAAUCGGGCGAAUCGGGGUCUGCAUCAGAUUCUAAUGAGGGAUCUGAGAGUGAACCAGAGUUGACAAAAGAUGCAGAACCAAGUGGAGUGUCCGAUCAAAUCUGAGCUUGUGUGAACCGGGGAAGUUAGCAGUACCAGCUGCCUGAGAAUUGAGUGAAAUUUGAAUUUCAUCUAAGCUUGGGCCUCAGGGAAAAGCUACGUGUAUGAAGAGAUGAAUUCUUACGUGGGUCAGGGCAGAUGCUAGAUUGGAUCUCUUAACCCCAGACCUCCAGACCCUUCGCUCUCUCUAACGCAAAGUAUAUCAUAACUGAAAGAAAAAUAGGCUUUGUGACUCAUUUCUUUGGUAGACUCUGGCCACAGAUAAAAAGAAUAAGUCCUUGGAGCCUCUUCAGAGCUGCCAU